This is a messenger RNA of Megalops cyprinoides (Indo-Pacific tarpon), 2445 nucleotides long. It is a transcript of the gene hdgfl2, whose product is annotated as HDGF like 2. Lineage: Eukaryota; Metazoa; Chordata; Actinopteri; Elopiformes; Megalopidae. Gene Ontology annotation, molecular function: double-stranded DNA binding; transcription coregulator activity. The transcript has 16 exons. Gene Ontology annotation, biological process: regulation of transcription by RNA polymerase II. Gene Ontology annotation, cellular component: nucleus. The record is from RefSeq and is a predicted model, not a curated record. The coding region runs from base 130 to 2109 and encodes 659 amino acids.
CUCUAACCGAGCCGUCUUCUCCCGCUGAGGUGUGUGUCGUUAAACAGGUCUCGUGUUGGCCUGGAACCAAGGGACAACAAGACACAGAAAGCAAGAGGUGAAGAGAGAGAGCGUUGGGAAACAGAAAAAAUGCCGCACAAUUUCCAGCCAGGGGACCUGGUUUUCGCCAAAAUGAAGGGGUACCCCCACUGGCCAGCCCGGAUUGAGGAUGUGGCAGAAGGGGCAGUGAAGCCACCACCCAAUAAAAUCCCCAUCUUCUUCUUUGGGACCCACGAAACUGCAUUCCUUGCUCCAAAGGACCUUUUUGCCUAUGAAAAAUACUACGAACGAUAUGGGAAACCCAACAAAAGGAAGGGUUUCAAUGAGGGAUUGUGGGAAAUCCAAAACAACCCACAUGCCUCCUACACCGCCCCUCCAGUGCCUAGCUCCUCAGACAGUGAGGCGGGGGCCAGUGAGAACGCAGGAGGAAGUGAUGGAGAGGAGGAGGAAGCGGUGGUGCCCAGGAAAGCAGAGACAGGAAGUGAUGUGGAUUCUGACUCUGGAAGUGAUGAUCAAAGAAGAGGAGGAGGAGGGAUAAAGAGGAAAGCCCCUGCACAAAAGCGCCCGCCCCUGAAGCGAGCGCGUGGGUCCUCCAGUGACCGGGAAGAAGCAGAGGAGAGCGGGUCCCCCUCGGACCCUGACCCCUCACCCAGCUUUGAUUCCGACUCUGGCAAGAACAGCGACCAGGAUUUCACUCCGGAGAAGAAGUCUGUGGCCCGAGGUGGGAGGAAGGGAGCUGGUAGAGGCAGGAGGAAGAAGCCGGCCUCAGAUUCGGACUCCGACUCAGACUCUGCAUCUCAGUCUGAGGAGAAGCCCAGGCAGAGUGAUUCCGAGGAGGAGCAGAAGCCACGACCGGCGCUCUCGGGAUCAGAAUCCCAGUCUGGGUCCAAGUCCGACUCCGAGUCCGACCCGCCGCCCAGGAAAGCCCCCCAGGGGCGCAAGAAAGAGAAACCAGCCCCAAAGUCUCGUGGACGCAAACCAAAGCCUGCCCCGGCCAGACCGCCCCCUUCCUCUUCAGACAGUGACAGCGACAGCGAGCCGGACCGCAUCAGCGAGUGGAAGCGGCGGGACGAGGAGCGCCGGCGUGAGCUGGAGGAGCGCAGGAAGAGGGAGGAGGCCGAGGAGCUGCGCAGGCUGCGGGAGAGGGAGAAGGAGGAAGAGGAGAGGAGGAGGAGGGAAAAGGAAAAGGGGGGAGGGGAUAGCGGGAGCAGCAGCAGCAGCUCGGACGAGGGUGUGGAUGACCAGCCCAUCAGGAAGACCAAGAAGCCGCCUCCGCCACCCAUACCCGCGCCCUCCGACUCUGACUCCCCGCCGCCUGAUGAGGUGAAGAAAGCCCCUAAGCGUCCGGACAGCCAGAAGAAAGAUAAGCCAAAGAAAGAGAAGGAUGUGAAAGACAAAAAGGAGAAAGGAUGGAAGGACAAGAAGGUCCGGAGGAAAGAGGAGAAGCCGCGUCCAAGGCUGAAGCCAGAGAAGCCUAAGAGGAAGCCAGAGCGAUCUCCAGAGAAGAAGAUGGAGAAGAAAAAAGAGCUGUCCCCAGAGGAGAAGCUGCAGAAGCUCCACACUGACAUUAAGUUUGCACUGAAGGUGGACAAUCCAGAUAUUGAGCGCUGUCUUCAGGCCCUGGAAGAGUUGGGCUCAGUGCAGGUCACCAGCCACAUCCUGCAGAAGAACACUGAUGUAAUCACCACUCUCAAGAAGAUUCGGCGGUACAAGGCUAGCAGUGCAGUGAUGGAGAAGGCCAGCCAGGUUUACAACAAGCUGAAACUACAGUUUCUGGGCAAAUUAGAGCCCGCACUUAAACCCCGAUCAGAUGAGAAGAGCCAGGAGAACUGUGGAAAGGAGAAACAAAACACAGAUGCAGAGCCUGUGAAUGGGGAGUCUGAGCUUCAGAAAAAAGACGCUGAAUCUGAGUGCAUCUCCAAGUCACCUGACCAGGAGGACAGUGAGCAUACAUCUGCUCCCCCCAACAGACUCAGUCCUGAGAGCCCAGCCAAGCAGCAGACACAAGCUGAUGAUGUCACAGACCACAGCGUUACUUCAGAGACAGACCCACCAGCUGCAGAGAGUUGAGGAAACCAGAAGCAUAGUACAGUUGUUCGUGGCAUACAAAAAAGGAGAGAAUGCUCAGACUGACUGCAUCGUGGCACCGUGCUGAUGCUGUUCUUUUUUCUUUUUUUUUUUAAAUAUCAACUGUAUUUUCCUUUUGUUCAGACUUUUGUACAACAACCACAGCCCCUGUUACCAUUGCAGCCUCCCCUUUUCUUUAUCCUCUUUCUGAUCUCCAACAAUAGCAUUCAUUUGUAUUGUAUAUACAUUGAGGGGAUGUGUAUUUAGCACUUUGAACUUGAGGAGGGGCAAGAGGGAGGAAGGGAGCUUUGUCAUGAAUGUCAAAGUCUUUAAUGUUUC